Aspergillus glaucus CBS 516.65 is the source of this 592-nucleotide messenger RNA. RefSeq lists its product as uncharacterized. The record is from RefSeq and is a predicted model, not a curated record. NCBI's taxonomy places the organism in Eukaryota, Fungi, Ascomycota, Eurotiomycetes, Eurotiales, Aspergillaceae. The transcript has 2 exons. Bases 208 to 513 code for a protein of 101 amino acids.
GUGUCACUAUUUUUUCUUUUCCGUCUUUUCUCUCCUUGAUUAACACCCAUACCAUAGCCGCGGUGUUUGGCGUUGAGCAGUGUAAACGAAAAUGACUGUAAUUAUUCUCAUGGUUUACUUGAUAUCCUUAUUGUUAUCCUUAAGAAAAGACGUUGGGAUCCCUAGCCUUUAUGUACGGAGUACAAGUAACUAGAAGUACACCCGGGGAUGCGCAGAGCCAAGACUGGUACAGCAACGUUUCGUCCCCGGAAUACACGUGCGGAAAAUACAUCACCAGCGUUCGUUGUUUGUCCGAGUCUGUUUCUCUUCCUGUUCGUCAGAUUCAGUCCACAUACAAAUCCGGACAGAAGAGGAGUACAUCAACGUGCUGUCAUUCCAACUUUCCCGCAAUUGGUUGUGGCCAUCUUGCCUCUCGCCCGCUUAUCACCCAAAAUUAGAAAACGCCCUGGAGAACAAACAGUGUCUGGGCUGUGGUGUUUUUCAAUCCUUCCUCUUUUAUUAAAAAGGCGCUAGUCUCGACGCAGAAGAAGCCUUUCGCAACGUCGCCUCCUCCGUCCGCGAACGUUUCCCGCCUCAUCAUCGCCCACGUUUC